AUGAGCAAUCCAGACCAAGCCCAGUAUGAAGAUGUUGCAGAUGCCUUCAAAAGCUUGAAAGUAUCUUCACGAGCCAAACUGGUAGCUGAAGAUGGAAAAACUAAAGAAAAAGAAUUGCCUCCCAUUCCUACCCCACCCCAAAGGACCCCCUACAAACCGAGGUACCCUGCCCACCGGCGAUCGUCCGACGAUACACUUCCAACAUCUCUAAGGCCUAAUAUAUUGUCAUCAACAGUCUAUCCGCCACCUAUAUCCAUGCCCACCCCACAUACCGGCUACUCCACUGGAGACCCACUUACCACUAACCCCCUUCCAAGACCACCGGUAUUACACCAUGUACUCGCCGGAAAUGUACCACCUACCACGCCUCCGCGGCAGUCAAAUUCAUAUGUACCUCCCCGCUACAUGUCCAUGCCCCGACCAGAUGUACCUCCUUCGGAUUUUUCAAUGCCGGGGACUAUUUUGGACCCGGUCUCGCCUCCUUCUAGAGUUCCUUGGCCACCGCCUCUGGCAACUCCCUAUCGGCUCUCUAAUGAUCCUUACCUCAACGGGUUCUCCACGCCGCAACCCCCCAGGCCGCAGCCUAUUUCUCCGCCUCCUAAGGGUAGUGGGAACAAACCAAGUCAGCCACGUGCGGCAUCGGUACCUCCGGAUGACAAAGUCCCUGAUACUCAGUGUAGUGCUAUAACUAAAGCGGGGAAAAGAUGCACACGGCAGGUUAAAUCUGGACCAGCGUUGGUAUAUCAAUCGCCUGGAGUGCUCUUGGACCGCUUCUGUUUUCAACAUACCAAAGACGUCCUGCAACCAACUGGAUUUUACUCCCAUGCAAAGGUCAACACCUGGGUUACGUUCAUAGAUUGGAUACCAAACUAUUUGCAACAGGACACUCAAGCUGCACUCCGGGCGGAGAUGGAGAAGCCUGCGUCCGCAUCUGACAAGGAUGGGUACAUAUAUGCGUAUGAGAUCAGAAACCCCAAUACUCCCGAUGAAGUUCAUAUCAAAGUCGGGCGUGCGGUGAACCUCGUCAAACGUCUCGAUGAAUGGGGCAAACAGUGCGUAUCAAGGGAAGUCAUAAUACGAGGAUGGUGGCCUGGAACUAUCGAAGAGAAUGAUCAAGAUGACUCUAGUAAUCCAGUGAGCUUGCUGAAAGGAAAGAUCAACCCAGGAGAGAAGGGGAAAUAUUGUCAUCGCCUUGAAAGAUUGAUCCAUCUCGAGCUGUCCGAUGUUGCGCUGAAUUCUACGCACCUCAAACCAGAAUUUAGCAAGAAAAAGUCAACUAAAAAGGCAAAAGCUGAAGAUGAUUCAAGCUCAAGCAAGACGCCUUCGUCUUCGAAGUUGGCUUGA
Messenger RNA from Rhizoctonia solani, 1344 nucleotides. RefSeq lists its product as uncharacterized. The transcript has 6 exons. Bases 1 to 1344 code for a protein of 447 amino acids. Lineage: Eukaryota; Fungi; Basidiomycota; Agaricomycetes; Cantharellales; Ceratobasidiaceae. The record is from RefSeq and is a predicted model, not a curated record.